CGGCCCACUCCCCGGAACCGGCGGCUGAGCUGCCGCCGCCUGCAGUGGAACGGCGACGGCGCCGCGGAGCCGCCGGCAUGAGCACCCCCCGCCGCCCCGCGUCCCCGGCCCGGCCCUUCUGACAAGAGGUGUGAGAGGAUUGCUGUUUUACUGCAAUCAUGGUGCAAAAAUACCAGUCACCAGUGAGGGUGUAUAAACACCCCUUUGAAUUAAUUAUGGCUGCCUAUGAAAGGAGGUUCCCUACGUGUCCUUUGAUUCCGAUGUUUGUGGACAGUGACACUGUGAAUGAAUUCAAGAGUGAAGAUGGGGCUGUUCAUGUUAUAGAAAGGCGCUGCAAACUGGAUAUAGAUGCCCCUAGACUGUUGAAAAAGAUUGCAGGAGUCGAUUAUGUUUAUUUUAUCCAGAAAAACUCACUGAAUUCUCAGGAACGUACUUUGCACAUUGAGGCCCGUAAUGAAACGUUUCCUAACCGUGUCAUCAUCAACGAGUACUGCUGCUACAGCGUUCACCCUGAAAAUGAAGAUUGGACCUGUUUUGAACAGUCUGCAAGUUUAGAUAUUAAAUCUUUCUUUGGUUUUGAAAGUACAGUGGAAAAAAUUGCAAUGAAACAGUAUACCAGCAACAUUAAAAAAGGAAAAGAGAUCAUUGAGUACUACCUUCGUCAGCUAGAAGAAGAAGGCAUCACGUUUGUGCCCCGCUGGACUCCACCUUCCCUUGCACCCUCUUCAGAGAUGUCCUCAUCCUGCAAGAAACCAGCAGCGCCGUUGGCUGUAGUGGUCCCAGACCCUGCGCUAAAGGAAGGGCUGAGCAGCGAGCCCCUCAGCACCCCGAGUGGGGUGCCCGAGCCCGCGGCUGGGACCCCUGACGACAAACUAGACGCAGACUACAUCAAGAGAUACCUGGGUGACCUGACUCCACUGCAGGAGAGCUGCCUGAUCCGGCUUCGCCAGUGGCUCCAGGAGACCCACAAGGGCAAAAUCCCGAAAGAUGAGCAUAUUCUCCGGUUCUUGCGCGCCCGGGACUUCAACAUAGACAAAGCCAGAGAGACCCUGUGUCAGUCUCUGACCUGGCGAAAGCAGCACCAGGUGGACUACAUCCUCGACACCUGGCAGCCUCCCCAGGUCCUUCAGGACUACUACGCGGGAGGCUGGCACCAUCACGACAAAGACGGGCGGCCCCUCUACGUGCUCAGGCUGGGGCAGAUGGACACCAAAGGCUUGGUGAGAGCCCUCGGCGAGGAGGCCCUGCUGAGAUACGUUCUCUCCAUAAAUGAAGAAGGGCUAAGACGGUGUGAAGAAAAUACAAAAGUCUUCGGCCGGCCUAUCAGUUCGUGGACCUGCCUGGUGGACCUGGAAGGGCUGAACAUGCGCCACCUUUGGAGGCCGGGCGUGAAGGCCCUGCUGCGCAUCAUCGAGGUGGUGGAGGCCAACUACCCCGAGACGCUGGGCCGCCUUCUGAUCCUGCGUGCCCCCAGGGUGUUUCCUGUCCUCUGGACUCUGGUUAGUCCAUUCAUUGAUGACAACACCAGAAGGAAAUUCCUUAUUUAUGCAGGAAAUGACUACCAGGGUCCUGGAGGCCUGCUGGAUUACAUCGAUAAAGAGAUUAUUCCAGACUUCCUGAGUGGAGAGUGCAUGUGUGAAGUGCCGGAGGGGGGCCUGGUGCCCAAGUCCCUGUACAGGACCGCGGAGGAGCUGGAGAACGAAGACCUCAAGCUCUGGACCGAAACCAUCUACCAGUCCGCGAGCGUUUUCAAAGGGGCCCCGCACGAGAUUCUCAUUCAGAUUGUGGAUGCCUCUUCGGUGAUCACUUGGGAUUUUGAUGUGUGCAAAGGGGACAUCGUCUUUAACAUCUAUCACUCCAAGAGGUCGCCGCAGCCACCCAAAAAGGACUCCCUGGGGGCGCACAGCAUCACCUCCCCAGGAGGGAACAACGUGCAGCUGAUAGACAGAAUCUGGCAGCUGGGCCGGGACUACAGCAUGGUGGAGUCGCCUCUGAUCUGCAAAGAAGGGGAAAGCGUGCAGGGCUCCCACGUGACACGGUGGCCGGGCUUCUACAUCCUGCAGUGGAAGUUCCACAGCAUGCCGGCCUGUGCUGCCACCAGCCUGCCCCGCAUGGACGACAUGCUGGCCUCCCUGCAGGUCUCUUCCCACAAGUGCAAAGUGAUGUACUACACUGAAGUGAUCGGGUCCGAGGACUUCCGAGGCUCCAUGACCAGCCUGGAGUCCAGCCACAGCGGGUUCUCCCAGCUCAGCGCUGCCACCACCUCGUCCAGCCAGUCCCACUCCAGCUCCAUGGUCUCCAGGUAGCACACAGUGCGCAGAGGGGACGGCCCACCGCCUCGGGCCGCUGCCCGCCCGCCCAGCAGCCGCGUUGUGCGGACUCCUCUGGCCCUCUAGGUAGCACGUAGCUCUCCAGGUGGCAAACGUAGUCACUGACCCCGAAACGAUCUCGACAGGUAGUUUUAACUCUAGCUCAAUAGCCAUAGGUUUUGUAUACAGUGUGCACAAAAUCCAACCAGAGCACAAGGGCUCUCUCUUCAAAGAAAAGUAGUUUAUAUACCAAUUAAGAGGUUGACUUUGUCUCAAAUGUUGAUGCAAAAAAUGUUUCCAAGCACCUCCACACCAUCCCUUAGUGGAUGAACUCCCCACCACCUGUCAGAGGUGACCCACCUUCCUCCUCAGAGCAGAAGCUGCCAACCUGUCCCCCGCCCUGCAUCCGGCCCUCACCUCAUCCCUGCCGGUGGUCGACGCGGUCCGAGGAUUCAGUGACUGCCCGCUAGGCUCCUUUUCCUCUGAGCAGACACCGCUUAAUCAGAAGGACUCAGAGGGAGCCUGUGGGCACCCCGGCCCGGCUCCGGGGCAGACGGACCCACUGUUUUAAAGUGGGUCUGGGGGGUCAGGGGCUCUCGCGGGCUCCCCACAAUGCCAGGAAGAACACCGCCAUCAUUAAACAUUAUUUCCUCUU
Messenger RNA from Mesoplodon densirostris (Blainville's beaked whale), 2964 nucleotides. Its product is annotated as SEC14-like protein 1. NCBI's taxonomy places the organism in Eukaryota, Metazoa, Chordata, Mammalia, Artiodactyla, Ziphiidae. The coding region runs from base 159 to 2306 and encodes 715 amino acids. The transcript has a single exon. Gene Ontology annotation, biological process: negative regulation of RIG-I signaling pathway. The record is from RefSeq and is a predicted model, not a curated record. Gene Ontology annotation, cellular component: cytoplasm; cytosol. Gene Ontology annotation, molecular function: RIG-I binding.